AUGGAACAUGUGAUGCUUUUGCAGCCUAGCCAGCAGCAGGCGCGAGUAGAGUCGGAUAAGGACCGAGGAGAUGGUUAUCGGCCUCAGGUCCGAGGCGGCGGCUGCGUCCGGGCACUUCGGCCGAGAAGACUUCCUCGACAAGUCACCACUGCUACCCCGGAGGUCGCGUCGGGACCACGGCGGCCUCCAGGAGACUUCAAGCGCUUGCCAGAACCAACCCGCCCGCCCGCCUGCCCGCCAGCUUGCCCGACCGCCAUCUACCGAGCAGCGGAGGAACCCGGCGGGCCCCUCCAGCGCCUGCCGAGCGGCCCAUGGUCACGGGAGCCAGCAGCCCUGCCAACGCCCCCUGCCGAGCCGCCGGCCAAACCCAGUUCUACCGAGGAGGCAACGCCCCCUGCUGAACCCCCGGUCUACCAGAAGGCGCCCGGACACCUGCCCGGUUAUAGCAGUGUCUUUCCCCUGACCCAGCCCUAUCUUUCUAGGCCCACGGCUCCCUGCUGCACUGCCUCCAGGACAGACCACCCUGCUGCCACCUGGUGGCCCCUGGACGACCCACACCGGCCCUGCUUCCUGGUCCUGCCGCUGCCUGGCGCUGCCUGCUGCCUAUCGGAGACUCCUGCCCUGCUCGGCCUGACCACUGCCUGGAACCCGGUGCUGCUACCUGCGGGGUGCCUGCUGGUCCUGCCGUCUGGACUGGCACUGUGCUGGGGCACAACCGGCUGGCCCCCGCCCUCGCCAUCGUCCAUCAUGGGCCUGGCCUCCUCGCUGCCACUCCUAGUGGCCCCCUAG
This is a messenger RNA of Dermacentor andersoni, 789 nucleotides long. The record is from RefSeq and is a predicted model, not a curated record. Lineage: Eukaryota; Metazoa; Arthropoda; Arachnida; Ixodida; Ixodidae.